Patiria miniata (bat star) is the source of this 1266-nucleotide messenger RNA. RefSeq names its product early nodulin-75-like. The record is from RefSeq and is a predicted model, not a curated record. The coding region runs from base 289 to 579 and encodes 96 amino acids. NCBI's taxonomy places the organism in Eukaryota, Metazoa, Echinodermata, Asteroidea, Valvatida, Asterinidae. The transcript is spliced from 6 exons.
CAAUUAAGACAAUUAAUAGUCUUCCACCAGUUGCUUUAAAGAGGUGUUCCAAAGUUUUAAACUGUUACGGAAGUAUAUUAAAAAAAUUAAUCCUUCAAUUUCCUUUAAAUUCUGCCGGUGAAUUAUAAAUAUUCAUUAUUUUCUCAACGGCAUUCUGGGAACAAAAGAAAAUAUUUAUGCUAUUUAAGGCCAAGUUUGAAGAUUUCUUGCAUUCUUUAUAGAACAGUUUACCUUCUACCCAAAGAUACUUGCUAUAUUCGUGUACUGUGAGUUGUUGGCGUGGACAAAAUGAAGUUAAUAAUUGUGAGCUGUCUGGUCAUACUUGGCCUGGUGUUGAUGGAGGACGCAUGUUGCUGUGAUGGCGAAUCCGGGGAAAGCAAGCGAGAUGUUGAAGCUGUACGCGAAGAGCAAGAUUUAGAGGAACGAGCUCCGCACGCCAUCCGACCUCCUCACAAACGAGCUCCGCACGCCAUCCGACCUCCUCACAAACGAGCUCCGCACGCCAUCCGACCUCCUCACAAACGAGCUCCUCCUCACAAACGAGCUCCUCCUCACAAACGAGAACAGACAGAUGGGUAAUUCUCUGACAAGAGCGAGUAGAUACGAAGAGGAUGUUGAUACACAGCUGGUGCUGCUUUGACGGCGUCGCUUCAUCAGUAUCAACACCUUGAAAUUCGGGACUUGGUUUAUAAUCAGGUGGAGGGUUUUCAUUUUAAUUUAGGCAUGUGUUUACUCUCCUAAAUUUUGAAAUUUGAGACUGUUGGGUGGCGAAUCUGGUCUGGACAAGAACUGAAUUGUAUUUGUUCACUUGACGCUUCAUUCUCUUAAGUAUUUUUGAGAUUUGAAGUUAUAUUUCUCAACGCCUUGGGAACGCACAUCAAGUAUGAACAAUAAUAUCAACGCAAAUUAGCGGAAAGAUAAUUGAAUAUAGAUUGUAAUUUUAUCACUGAAACUUUUAUCGUGUGAUGUCAUUAGCACAUUUAUUUCAAUAAGGCCGCAAUAUAAUUGGUGAGAUAUAACAACCCAAAUAAGAACUUCUGUUGUAGGGACAGAAAAAAAAACACGAGUUAAGUGAUAGAGUGAUGGUCGAUGUGGUUUUAGGACAGAAUUUGACAUCCAAAUAUGCAAAUUAUUUAGCCGUAUUGAGUUAAAUUUGUAAACAUGUUACAAUCCAACGUUUUUCCAAGUUUCUGUUUCUUGUUUAUUUAACUUCCAUUAAAUAUUUACUCCGAGUCUCGAAAAACCACUGGAUGUGCUUGAGUUGAU